Dioscorea cayenensis subsp. rotundata (Guinea yam) is the source of this 3780-nucleotide messenger RNA. RefSeq names its product receptor-like protein EIX1. The transcript has 5 exons. Bases 1 to 3018 code for a protein of 1005 amino acids. The record is from RefSeq and is a predicted model, not a curated record. Gene Ontology annotation, molecular function: protein binding. NCBI's taxonomy places the organism in Eukaryota, Viridiplantae, Streptophyta, Magnoliopsida, Dioscoreales, Dioscoreaceae.
AUGAGCUCUCCUUGGCUGCCACUUGAGCGCCGCGACAUUUCACUCGCCAUUGUUGUAUCUGCCAACGAAGAUCCAUCCACGGGAGGAGCCGAGGUAGUAGGAGUUGGCAACAUUCUGGGAGGCCAAAGGCCGGAGGGGGAUGAUGGCUUUGCUGAUGAUGUCGAAGAAGGAGAGACCUUUAUGGUAUCUUCUUCGCUCUCACGGUCGAUGAGAAUCACAAGAGGGCCUUCGGGCGUUCUUGUGUGUGUCUUCGCCAUUGCGAGCAAAGCGGAGGCGGCGGGCGUGGUCAAUAGCGUUGAGGUCAUUGGUGAUGGACUUGAUCAGAAUGGGAGUGAUGAAGAAACAUUUUCAAUUAGCUCUACUACUGUUUUUGCCUUCUCUGCUUGGAACUUGCUGGCUUUUUGCAAUUGUGGUGGUGGUUCCAUUUGCAGAGAAGUAGAAAGGAAGGCACUUGUUGAUUUCAAAAAUGGCCUUAAAGAUCCCAAUGGACGUCUCUCUUCUUGGAUUGAACUGGACUGUUGCUCUUGGACCGGCGUGCAUUGCCACAACUACACUGGCCAUGUUAUAAGGCUUGAUCUCAACAACGACGGUGGCAAUGGGUCUUUGGGAGGUGAGAUCCGGCCUUCUUUGCUUGUUUUGAAUCACUUAAGAUAUUUGGAUCUUAGUGAGAACUAUUUUAAAUAUACUAGAAUUCCAACUUUUCUGGGUUCACUGGUGAGUCUUCAAUAUCUUGAUCUUUCUUCUGCUGGCUUCAUUGGGCGUGUCCCACACCAACUUGGUAAUCUGUCUCGCUUGCAGUACCUUGAUCUUUCAUAUAAUUCUGUUGAUAUGGUUGGAAGCCAUUGGCUCACAAAUCUUUCUUCUCUUCAAUGUUUGAAUUUGAAUGGUGUGAAUCUUUCCGAGGCAAAAAAUGUGCUCAAAUCACUAAACACCCUUCCUUUGAUAUCUGAGAUUAACUUAUAUGAUUGUGAGCUUCACAUCCCUCUUUCACUUGGUGUUGAAAUUAACUUUACAAAUCUUCGAUUCCUUGAUCUUUCCUACAAUGACAUUAACUCCACCAUGCCUCAAUGGUUGUUCAAGUUGAGUGGCCUUGAGUAUCUUCAUCUUUAUGAUAAUAAUUUUCAAGACCUUAUCCCUUCCGAUAUUGGGAAACUUACUUCUCUUAGGGUCCUUGAUCUCUCAUAUAAUGGUGUCCUAAGUGUUGAACUACCAACUACUUUGGGGAAACUCUGUAACUUGAGCAAACUAUAUCUCUCGGAAAAUAAAUAUUUCUCUGGUGAUCUUAAUAGAUUGGGAGAAAUAUUUUCCGGGUGCUUGAAAAACAGUUUAGAGGAGUUAUAUUGGAGUAAUGCAUCACUCAGUGGGCCAUUGCCAAGUUGGUUGUGGAACCUUAAGUCUCUUAAGGCUCUUGAUCUUUCUUCUAAUAAUUUUAAUGGAACUAUUCCAAAAUAUUUGGGACAAUUAUUACCGGAGCUGGACACGUUGGUCCUAUCUUAUAAUAAUAUAGCAGUGAGAGCCGAUUGGGUUCCUCCACCUAAACUAAAAUAUUUGAAUAUGAACUAUUGCAAAGUGGGCCCAAAGUUUCCAUCAUGGCUUCAGAAUUUGAAAAUUUUGUCUUCACUUGAAAUGUCAAAUGCAAGUAUUGUUGAUGCGCUACCACUAUGGUUUUGGAACUUCUCUUUGGACAUUGGACGCAUAGAUUUAUCACACAAUGAAAUUAAAGGCAAAAUACCAGCAGGUUCAUCAAAAUUAACCAAUCUUGAAAUUUUGGAUUUAAGUCAUAAUUAUUUGGAAGGACAGUUGCCACAUUUUUCAUCAAAUCUAGCAUAUUCGGAUCAGGCGCAGGGCUUAUUCUCAAGAUCUAGUUUCUCCAAUACAAGCUUUAUACUGCUAAGUUUGUCUGAGUUGUAUAUUUCUUCAAACAAAAUAACAGGAAGUAUACCUAGCUCAUUAUGUGAAUUAAAUUAUUUGCAAGUCCUUGACCUCUCGAAGAAUAUGAUUGAAGGAGUAGUUCCUGAUUGCUGGAAUCAUUCUUUGAUAGUAAUGGAUUUGUCUUAUAACAAUCUACAUGGAAUAAUUCCCGCAUCUAUCUUCUCCACAAUUUUGUUCGUUUUGCAUUUGAGCAAUAAUGAUUUUUUUGGAGAGCUCCCAUUAUCCUUUAAAAAUUGUACAUCAUUGAAAACUUUAGAUCUUGGAAAUAAUAAAAUUAGUGGAAGUAUACCAGUAUGGUUUGGAGAAAAUUUGCAGGCACUAGAGACACUUGAGCUUCGAUACAAUAUGCUUACUGGAACUAUUCCUCCACAAUUGGGAAACCUCACAUAUCUUCAUGUCAUUGAUGUUUCAAAUAACCAUCUAUCAGGUGCCAUACCAUAUAGUUUUGGCAACUUUAGUGCGAUGAAAACUGAUAAUCUUGGAUUCAUUUGGUCAAGCAUAAAUGGUUAUGUGAACAAUAUUGAGAUAAAUAUGAAAGGAAGAGAAUUUGAGUUGGAAGGGAGAAUACCAUCAUUAUUUAUUUGCAUUGACCUCUCAAAUAAUAUGUUAUCAGGAGAGAUACCAGAAGAAUUAGCGCACCUUUCAUUUCUGCAGAGCUUGAAUUUAUCCAGAAAUCAUUUAUCAGGACAACUUUCAGAAAAAAUUGGAGAGCUCAGGUGGUUGGAAGUUCUUGAUUUAUCAGUGAAUAAUCUUUCAGGUGUUAUUCCUCCAACAAUGACCAACUUAACUUCAUUGAAUCAUCUGAAUUUAUCGUACAACAAUUUCUAUGGUGAAAUUCCAUACGGUGGUCAAUUUCAAGUACUUCUAGAUCCAUCUAUUUAUUUUGGCAACCGAGGCCUAUGUGGUGUUCCAUUAAAUACAAAGUGUGAGAUUGAAGCACCAGCGCAACCACCCGGGUUGCCAAACAAUGAAGAUGACAACAACUUGGAGGCCAUAUGGUUUUAUUUGAGCAUGUCUUUGGGAUUCAUAUUUGGGUUUUGGGCAAUUUCUGGUGCAUUGAUACUGAAAAAGAGCUGGAGUGAAUAGUGCUACCUUGUCUUCUUGGAGGCCAAAAUAAAGGAUUACAAUCCAUAUAUGUGGAACACGAGCAGUAAUUGGGGGUACGAUCUUAUUUAGAGUUUUACAUUUUACUUCCUACUUGUAUUAAUUAUAUGCAUAAACUGUCAUGAAAAAUCUUUUGAGAAUGUAAUUUUAAUUUGUUAUGAAAUUUUAUCUGGUGUAUACAUUUACUCUCUUAUGGUAACGUUAUUAUUGUCUUUAGUUUUAAUAAAGGAUAUUAUAUGUAAGUUGAGCAUAUCAAUGUGCUUGAUCUUCCUGUGUUAGUGGAAGUUCUCAGUGAGUAUAUACUUGAAGCUUCUCAAAAGACAAAACAGAAGUGAUCCUGGUUCUUCAAUUCUUCUACUAGUUUCUAUGUUUUCUGGAAGUUCACUACAAUUUUUCUCAAAUAGCUCAUCAUCAAAACUACUAGAGAUGUGUCCCAUGUGGUUCUAUAAGUUACCUUUUCUAAAAGAAUGGCAAUUUGAGCGAGCUAGCAGUUUCCUGCAAUAUAUAUGAUCUUCAUGCCAACAAUGUAAUUCAGUACAAAGUGCUGCCAUACAUUUCGGUUAAUGGCGUACUGAAAGAGAACAACCAUAUAUCAACCAUGAUUUUACAAGGGAGAUACAUCUAUCUAUAUAUCUAUUGUUCUGCCUCUUAAUUAACAUGCAUCAAAGCAUGCACAGAACCCCAUAUAUUUACAUGAAUGUAGCAAUUACAAAAAGGAUCCUUCGUUUGAAUGCAUUUGGGUUG